GUAAAUCUAAAAUUUGCACCAAAGCACAAGAGUGGAGUUUGGAGUCACAAAUUUCCAAAACUGAAAAUGGGUUUGUUGACAGAUCCGAGGGCAGGAUCGGGGAAAAUAAUAAAAUUCUUAUUAAAAUGGCAACGAUCUCUUUGUUUUUUUCUUUAUGUAAGUGGAGUUGUUUGGAUAUUACUUCUUGCCUUACCUGCAUUUAAUGAUAAUACUUAUUUUUCUGAAAAUGCUUUAUUACCUGGAUUAGUUACAAAAGAGAGUAACUUAGAACAAACUGCGAAACAAUAUUAUUUGGAAUUAGUUCAUGAAAUGAAACAUUAUCCUGAUACAAUGCCGUAUGCUUGGAUAGCUGCAAAAUUAAAUCAACUUCAUUUGGAUGUUUUUAUACACAAUUUCUCAUUAAUAUAUCCCUUUCAAGAACAACAGUUUACGGGGCAAAAUAUAUAUGGAAUUAUAAGAGCUCCAAGAGCAGCCAGUACAGAAGCUGUUGUGGUUAGUGUUCCUUUUAGGUCGAUUAAUAGUAUUUAUUUGGAUACAGCACCUUCUGUUGCUCUUCUUCUUGCAUUUGCUAAAUUUUGUAGAAAACAGAAAUAUUGGGCAAAAGAUAUUAUAUUUCUAAUAACAGAGCAUGAACAAUUAGGUAUACAAGCAUGGUUAGAUGCGUAUCAUGGGGUUACUAGUGGUAGCAAAGGUGUACUUAUGGCUGGGGAUCUCUCUGGUCGUGCUGGUUCUAUUCAAGCUGCCAUUAAUUUAGAAUUACAUUCAAUGAAGAUUUCAUCUAUCGAUGUUAAAGUUGAAGGAUUAAAUGGACAAUUACCCAAUUUGGACCUUUUCAAUUUAGCACAAAAUAUGAUAGCAAAAGAAGGAAUCAGGCAGUCAGUUCAAAGGCGUUUUGAUGUUAAAUACAAAAACAAGAUUAAAAAUUGGUGGUAUCAUUUUAAUACACUUCUUAUGAUGAUUAGUACUCAAGCUACCGGUAUCCCCACUGGAAAUCAUGGACUCUUUCACAGAUUUGGCAUCGAAGCAAUUACUUUGGAAGGUUUUGAAAAGCCUGGACAACAAAAUUCUGAAAGAAAUUUUUAUCAAGUGGGUCGUAUUGUUGAAAGUAUAGUUCGAUCUUUAAAUAAUUUAUUGGAACGUUUUCAUCAGUCUUAUUUUUUCUAUUUACUUCCAUCAACUGAUACUUAUAUUUCUAUUGGACUUUACAUAAGGUCUUUAGUCCUGAUUAUUGCUGCAGUAUUUAUAAAAGCAUUUGCUAUGUGGCAAAAGCUUCAAAUAUUCACUUCUAAGGAAAAUAAGGAAAGCACUGUUAAGCAAUUAAAGAUAGAUGGAUUUGAUAUCGGAGCUAUUACUUCAGAAAUAUUAUGGGCACAUAUUUGUGGAGUUGUAAUUGCAACAUCUCCUAGUGCAGUUACAUAUUUUGGUAGAAAACUGUGGAAUUUACGCACAGAAGAUUCUAUAUAUUUUAGUUUUAUGGCAAUAACUAUUUUAACAUUAAUAUGGCCAUUCUAUUCGAAAAGGCAAAUGAAGUAUAAAAACGCAGCUUUAGUUUGUGUAAUUGCGUUAGUAGAGUUGGCCACUAUGUUGAUGUGUAUAGCAAUGCAUAAUUUUUCUCUGGCCCUUCUUGCUGCGGUAGUUUAUGUACCUGUAAUUCUACCAAUAACACCAAAAAAACAUUCAACUAACAAAUUCCGCAAAGUGAUAUCCUUUCUUUGGAUUCUACUACAUCCAUUUAUGAUCACAACUUUAAUCAUAAUGUGUUAUACAUAUGUACAUUUUUCUACUGAUCCUUUCCUCUCAAUUUUAUUCCGUGGAUAUCGUGCUACAAAGCAAGCAUUUGUUUACAGUAUUAUGGAUUCAAUGAUUUAUGGAAAUUGGUUUUACAAUGUAACAAUUUCUAUAAUGCUUCCUAUUUGGCUACUAUUUUGGAACAUUUUAUGUUCAAAUAACAUACAUGCUUAAUACAUUUAAAUAAAAUUUUUACCACGAUUA
Osmia bicornis bicornis is the source of this 1992-nucleotide messenger RNA. RefSeq names its product glycosylphosphatidylinositol anchor attachment 1 protein (gene GAA1). Gene Ontology annotation, cellular component: membrane; GPI-anchor transamidase complex. The record is from RefSeq and is a predicted model, not a curated record. The transcript has 10 exons. Gene Ontology annotation, biological process: attachment of GPI anchor to protein. Bases 67 to 1962 code for a protein of 631 amino acids. Lineage: Eukaryota; Metazoa; Arthropoda; Insecta; Hymenoptera; Megachilidae.